ACUUCACAUGGUCUCAUGCAGGACAAAAGGAGGUCCAGCACAAGAUAGAAGGCGCUCUGUGGACAACAACCUCAACACUCAUUUUUCAGGUUGGCCAUAGCGACCACAACAAGCCUUUAGAGUGCACAGUAAGCCACAGAGGUGGGAUGCAACAGACUGCAAACACCGUCCUGUCAGUUAAAUAUGCCCCAGAAAUUAGAAAUGCAUCAUCCUGUUUCUGGGAUGGUCAUCAUGUCAGGUGCAUGUGUAUCGUUGACUCCAACCCUCCUAGUGAAGUCCGUCUGCUCUCAGACCGAGAGCUGCUGAACACCAGGACAGAGCAGUUUGGCCUGCUCACUAUUGUGACUCUGGAGGCUGAUUUAGGACUGUCCAGUUCUGUCAAAUGCAUCGCCUACAACACUAUGGGCAAUGCCACUCUGUUGAUGUCUUUACCUCACUGUCAUAUUUAUAUCUAUAUUGGUGUUAGCAUUGGAGUAGCUCUUCUGCUUUUAAGCAUACUCCUCCUAGUAGUGGCAAGAAAAUAUUCUCAGAUAAGAUGUGACAAUGAAUCUGCUAUUGAACACAACCAUGACCUAGGGCUGGGGAAUCCACAAUACGCUGUUCCAAUGAGAAGUAAAUGUGCUGAUGUCCAUUACAGUGAUCACACAUACGGUAACGAAGAGAUCUUUGAUCCAGAGGAUGAUGCGUUGUAUGCUAAUGUUAGACAUUAACUGACUCUCGCUAUCCUGUAAUGUCAGAUGUUUGGUAAAGAAACACAGCGACAUGACUAAAACAAGUUAACAGCUCAGUUCUUAACUCCUCAGUACCAGAAUGCUUCUUGUGUGUAGUAAAAGCUGACUGAACUAAGGGUAACAACCACAAGAGGGAGCUGUUUUUCAUUUUAUUUCAAACAGUUCCAAUCAGGUGACUCCCCAUGUCAAGUUACUGGUCAGAUCUGUGGAAAGGGAAGCCCACUUAACAAAUUAUGUUCUUAGUGUGCAUGCACGUUGUUCUUGGUAUUUAUAGUAAUAAAAAAAAGAUAAAAUGAAUAAAAGCAAGACAGACAACUUUAAUACCAAACUGUUAAACAUUUAAAACAAAGCAAUAACAUCUGUUUGGAGACAAUCAGAUGGCAGACCUCCAUCAGUGAAGUUACAUAAUGCACUUUGAACUCUUUUUUGUCCAACAAUGACAACCCUUGAUCACAUGUUAAAAUCUCUUACUUUAACAGUUUUAAUUUUAAGAUAAUUUUAAAACCACUUGCUUCAGAUUAUUGAUGAUGGAGAUAUGUUGAAGAAUGUGGUGUUGUGCAGGAGCUGCCAUCACAUGAGGACAAGCUCAUGAGUCUUAAUCCCCUCAGCUCACCUCAUUGGUAUGCAGCCGAUGAACCUCUGCUGCA
This is a messenger RNA of Periophthalmus magnuspinnatus, 1378 nucleotides long. Its product is annotated as myelin-associated glycoprotein-like. NCBI's taxonomy places the organism in Eukaryota, Metazoa, Chordata, Actinopteri, Gobiiformes, Gobiidae. The coding region runs from base 147 to 710 and encodes 187 amino acids. The record is from RefSeq and is a predicted model, not a curated record. The transcript is spliced from 6 exons.